Molecule: messenger RNA, 856 nt
Organism: Bombus terrestris (buff-tailed bumblebee)
Lineage: Eukaryota; Metazoa; Arthropoda; Insecta; Hymenoptera; Apidae
Exons: 3
Coding region: 239-697 (152 amino acids)
Source: RefSeq, a predicted model, not a curated record
AUAUCCAAUUCUCAGUUUUAAUUCUGCUUACACCCGUCUAUAAAUUAAAUGCAUAAACGCUGUGAUCGUGGCAUCGAAUUAAGGAAGAACGUAAUGAAAAAGAUUCGGUAAUUUUAAUUGGUCGUGCCGAUCGAAGGAAGGGGGAUACACCUAAGUAAAGAUAGCUGUUAAUAAGUCGAAGAGGAGGAAGGAGAUUUGCUAAAUUCCGGUUUUAAAACUAGAAACAGACGUUAAUGAUAUGGAAGGGAUAAAAUCUGCGCUUCUCAUAUAUAAAAGCGAUUCGCGCGGUUUCAAGCACCGGAAUUAUUUUCUUUGUCACAAGUCUGUCAAUCUUGACGAGAUGAAGUCGUUUUAUUUUUUUAUAUUGGUGGUAUUGCUCGUUGAUCCGAUUCGUACGUUAUCGAUUCCGCGCGUAGAAAAUCGUCUCGCUGUUAUACGCGAUGAUCAGAUUGCGGAAGGAAAAGCGAUUCGCGUGAAAAGAGCUCCUGUGCAUUAUUUGCCUUUGCUCGCGGGAGCAGCCAUAGUUGGUAAAAAAGCGCUUUUAUUGGGCGGUGCCGCCGUUGGAACAAAGGCCCUUGUUGGUGCUGGAAUUGCUGGAGCUGGUUUGUACAAAGCUAAUUAUUUUGGCGGCGGUUAUGGAGGUGGAUACUCAAGCUAUCACUAUGCGCCAUACUCUUACGAACCAAGUUGGUAUUAGCGUCUAAUAUUCGUCGAUACAAGGAUAACAAUUUUGGAAAAUAAUUUUAUCGUUAUUCAGGCAAUUACUUCGGCACACGAUAAAAAGUCUAUUUAUAGAAGAUAUUGGUGUAUCAAAAUUUGUCUUUUAUGUUUUAAAAUAUAUUGUUAUAUAUUUUAA